Messenger RNA from Falco peregrinus (peregrine falcon), 4955 nucleotides. It is a transcript of the gene SLC18A2, whose product is annotated as solute carrier family 18 member A2. Lineage: Eukaryota; Metazoa; Chordata; Aves; Falconiformes; Falconidae. Gene Ontology annotation, cellular component: terminal bouton; synaptic vesicle membrane. The record is from RefSeq and is a predicted model, not a curated record. Gene Ontology annotation, molecular function: xenobiotic transmembrane transporter activity; serotonin:sodium:chloride symporter activity. The transcript has 16 exons. The coding region runs from base 167 to 1723 and encodes 518 amino acids. Gene Ontology annotation, biological process: aminergic neurotransmitter loading into synaptic vesicle; xenobiotic transport; transmembrane transport.
UCCUCCUCCUCCCCCUCUUCGUCCUCCUCCUCUUCCUCCCCGCUCUGCGCUGCCGGCUGGCAGCGUGCGGCUGGACGGGGACCUGCGCCCGGAGCCGGGCCGGGCUGUCGGCGGCCGGGUGCGGGGCGGCGGCAGAGCCGGCGGCGCGGGGCCGGGCGGCGGGACCAUGGCGUGGGGCGAGCUCAGCCUCCUCCGCUGGCUCCGGGAGAGCCGGCAGUCCAGGAAACUGAUCCUGCUGAUCGUGUUCAUCGCCUUGCUGCUGGACAACAUGCUCCUGACCGUGGUCGUGCCAAUAAUUCCCAGUUACCUUUACAGCAUCAAACAUGCGAAAAAUGACACAGAAAUCCAGACUACUAAGCCUAACGUAGUCUCAACAACGAUGGACAAUUUUCAGAGCAUCUUCUCCUACUACGAUAACUCGACGAUGGUUACUGGAAAUGAAUCUGAUCAGACAGGACCCGGCGAGCUGCCUCGUGCUCAGACAGAACAAAUGACAGUAAAUGUGACUCCUUCCCCGGCUGACUGCCCCAAGGAAGAUAAGGACCUGCUGAAUGAAAACGUUCAAGUCGGUCUCUUGUUCGCUUCCAAAGCAACAGUGCAGCUCAUCACUAACCCCUUCAUAGGGCCGCUGACAAACAGAAUAGGCUACCAGAUCCCACUGUUUGCUGGCUUCUGCAUCAUGUUUGUGUCAACAAUCAUGUUUGCCUUCUCUGGAAGCUACACAUUGCUGUUUAUUGCCAGGUCUCUUCAAGGAGUGGGUUCCUCUUGUUCUUCGGUGGCAGGGAUGGGUAUGCUCGCCAGUGUCUAUACAGAUGAUGAAGAGAGAGGCAACGCGAUGGGAAUUGCACUGGGAGGCCUUGCUAUGGGAGUAUUAGUGGGCCCACCUUUUGGGAGCGUCAUGUAUGAGUUUGUGGGGAAGAGUUCUCCCUUCCUGGUGCUGGCAGCGCUAGCUCUGUUAGAUGGAGCUGUUCAAUUAUUUGUUCUGCAGCCAUCCAGAGCACAAGCAGAAAGUCAGAAGGGGACACCGUUACUGACACUUUUGAAGGACCCAUAUAUCAUUAUUGCAGCAGGAUCAAUCUGCUUUGCAAACAUGGCUAUUGCUAUGCUUGAACCAGCUUUACCCAUCUGGAUGAUGGAGACCAUGUGUUCAAAAAAAUGGCAGCUUGGCGUUGCUUUUCUUCCAGCCAGUAUCUCUUAUCUCAUUGGGACUAAUCUUUUUGGGAUACUUGCGCACAAAGUAGGAAGGUGGCUUUGUGCUUUGCUUGGGAUGCUAAUCGUGGGAAUAAGUAUUUUAUGCGUACCGUUUGCUAAAAACAUUUAUGGGCUCAUAGCACCAAAUUUUGGAGUUGGAUUUGCCAUUGGAAUGGUGGACUCAUCCAUGAUGCCAAUUAUGGGCUACCUCGUAGAUCUGCGUCACGUAUCUGUCUAUGGCAGUGUGUACGCAAUAGCCGAUGUUGCCUUUUGCAUGGGCUUUGCCAUAGGUCCUUCUGCUGGUGGUGCCAUUGCAAAGGCCAUUGGAUUUCCAUGGCUCAUGACGAUUAUAGGGAUUGUGGAUAUCCUCUUUGCUCCCCUGUGCUUUUUCCUUCGAAGUCCACCUGCCAAAGAGGAGAAAAUGGCAAUACUCAUGGAUCACAACUGUCCUGUGAAAACAAAAAUGUAUACCCAGAACAACAUCCAGUCCUACCCCAUAGGCGAUGAAGAAGAAUACGAAAGCGAUGAGUAACAUGAAAAAGCCAUAUAACAUAUUUUGGUGUACAAAAUGCAGUGUUUCAUGUGAAACAUCUCAUCCUCAUAGUUGUACUGUACAUCUAAUAGUGAAAUGGUCAAAAAAACCAAAGCUAUAUUAUUAAUCGCCCAUGGUUAUAAAGCAGACUGCUAACCGCCUUAUGGGGGGGUGGGGAAGCUUUUAUAGAGGGUUUGUAUAGCGUUAAUCUUUAUUUUGUGUAUUUAAUUUUAUUGAAUAUUACACUAUAUUUUUUAUUAAAUGUGUAGUAUAAAUCUGUAUAAAUGUCAGUUUUAACUAUUUGGUUUUUAAAGCCAACUCGUUGACAUACAAUGUUUCUUACUUUGGAGUCAUAAGUUACUGCCACGAACUCGGAUCUUUCUUAUUUAAUUGGAAGGGGGUAAAAAAGUAGCAAAGCUCAAAGAAAACCUAUCUAAUUUGCAUCCUUUUAAAUUGCACCCUUGUAAGUACACUGAGAGGAGCCAACGGCUGGAAUUUAGUGUGGACGUCACUAUCACUUUUUUGAUCAACUUUAGGUCAUAAUAAUAUACAUAAUAAAUAAAAGGCACAACUUCAUUGCCAAUUUAGAAAAAACGAGUUCUCCCUGAAACACUCAUGGAAUAUUGUGGAAAACAGUAUUUUAAACAGAUGAGUGCAUUGCUGUUAGUCAGCAGUAUUUAAUGAAGUUUUGUUAACCAGUUGUGCAAUAUGAAGCCCCCAAAACACACUACACCAGGUAAACAAGUAGAUACAAAUGUGCACUGUUCCCUUCCCUUAAAGGGAAUAUGAACAGCAUAAAGGUACUUUUUAUAUUUCUAUAUUUUUAAUCUUUUGAGUUUUAACAUAUCCCAACUUUAUUUUAGAUGCCUCUUCAGUGACUGGUUAAGAAAAGCUGCAGUAUCAUAGUAUUUAACUUUAGCAUGUACCAAAAGUAAGCUAGCAACUUCAGCAGUUCCAACAAAAAUCUAUUCUGUAUUUGCAUACACACCUUCAACUUUGCUAAAAAUAAUGAAAAAAAUGACCAGUUUAUUGCCAAUAGCUCUUACCAUUUGGGAAUACAGUAUAAUGCAGGUAAAGCACUGUAUUAGGCAGCCCCUUUCUGCAGUGAGAAAAAUCAGACUUUGAGAGAACAUUUUAAACCAAUCCCCAUGUCCUCAUUAGCAGUGGUGUAUCUUUUCAUCCAUAAAAUUAAAAUCUUUAUGUGCCUUCUUUCAUGUACGUGCAGAUGUUUUAUGUACGACAGCAUAGAUACUAUGUUUACAUAUAGUUUUGUAAAGCAUAUAUACUAUGGUCAGAAAAUAUGAAAAAUAUAGUGGACCAGACUUCAAGUAUUGCUUUGUCAAUAAUUAUGCGUUCAGACUGCAUUAAAAUAAAGUUAUCUGAAAGAAGUUCAUGAUCUAUUGUAAUAAAGUAAAAAUAAUAAAGAAAGAAAGAAUCCCCCUCAUCAUUUGCCUUAUGCAUUCUGUUUUACUGUAUCCUGGGGGGAAAAAAAAAAAAACAACAAAUAUUUUAGGUCUUGGGAAAAACACUUCUCAUUUCCAGUCCAUUUGUAACUCAGGACAAACGUUUUCACUCCAGGUCAUAAAUACAUGCAACUUGUUUAAGUAACUGCAAUAGCUUCCACAGAUCAGUCCUGGGCUGCUGCUCAGAUUUAGCUUUUGGGAAACAGCUACGGCCAAAAUGUGCAGUACCAGCACCACCCCUGUAUGUUCCUUAAAUAAGGGUGAAGAUUCUGAGAAAACAACACAAGCAAGAGGCUUAAAAUGGUGUGAAAGGCCAAGCAAGACAUCCUAUGGUUGAUUUGAAAACUCCACGUAAAGAUUUUUUGUGAUGGUGUAUUUUCAGUCGCAUUCCUUUGAGUACGUAACAGAUGGACAUCCUUCCUUCAAAGCAGAGAGGUGUUUGGAGACAGACAUUAGACAGCAUAAACCAAGGUUCUGUCAUAUGUUGAGUACUUCUCUGCCACUGAAUAAGUAACGCUUGUGCAGACUGAUGAGUAUUUACAUUAGGUUCAGAUUUUAACACUGUAGAUCAUUUAGAUACUCAAAACUUUGCUCCAAGAGAAGUUAUUUUACUUAGCUUCAUUGACCUGUUUUGGUCAACACCAAAAAUUGUUAAUUCAAUUAAAUUUGAAAUUAACAUACCAAUGUUAGAAUUCUAAAUUAUCAUAUAUGUUCAUUUAUUUGCCAGAUUAACAAAAUGUAUUGCUUAAAUUCACAAGUAUGAAAGAAAUGCAAAGGUAGCAACCUAUAUAUAUACUUUAAAGAAAGCACAGAAUGGCUUGCUUUAUACUUCAUGGCUUGGUUUUACACUUUUGAGAACAUCAAAAUUAAGGAAAAGUUCACAUUAAUCUGCAACACAAUCGAGUAUGAGGGGGAGAGAUUAAUGGAUCACAUUCCUCUAAUGCAGAUAAAGGCAAGUUCCUACUGGGGCAUCAUGAACCAGCAUCUUACCAGUUUGCUCAGCAGAUCCACACAGCUCAGUCUGGUUUCCCACGCUCUUCCUCUGCUCCCAGUCCACCAGAAGAAGUUAGAGGAAGGCAGAGUUAAGAGCCACCCAGACAUCCAUGUUUCCCCCCUAGAAGAGAUACUUAGCAGUUGUUCUAAAUUUUGGACUUUUGGAGGAGUAAGUAACCAAACCCUUUUUGCUGAGACUCAGGAAGGAACUUUAGUCACAGAAAACAUACAAAAACCCCAUUCUGUCCUGGAAUAGUUUGGGUUCUUUCAUAUUUUGUAUAUUUUGAUCUGUGUCAAUUUAAGUGUGAUAAAGUCACUUGGUUAAUUCGCUCCCACUACAGAGCCCUUCCCUGUAGUUGUAAACUUCCAUACAUGUUUCAUUUCAUAUUUAAGGGGAAAAAAAAACAAGGACAGAGAGUUACACAGAAAAGCUGAUUAGAUAAAAAUGAGCUAGUAAACAGUAAGCAUUUGUUUAGUUGUUAUCCAUUAACAUUUUCUGAAAGACAGGGCAAGUCAGAAGAAUUUUUCUCAGACAAUUUUUUCCCCCUAAUGUAACUCUGGUGGUAGUCACUAUCACCAAUGCUGCCACUGUAAUUAUUAUUUGUGCAGUGCUUGGAGGUCUUAAACAGCCAUAAACAUCCGUAACAUUUUAUAAGAUUCUCUAGCUAUACAAAGAAUCAGCUGGAAACACCACUUUUAAAAGAAAUUUACUAUUAAACUGUGAGUAAAACCACAUGCAUAUGCAAAUAGAAAGAAUACAUAAAAGCCCAAUUAAU